Molecule: messenger RNA, 1340 nt
Organism: Trematosphaeria pertusa
Lineage: Eukaryota; Fungi; Ascomycota; Dothideomycetes; Pleosporales; Trematosphaeriaceae
Product: pyridoxamine 5'-phosphate oxidase
Exons: 1
Coding region: 51-1115 (354 amino acids)
Biological process (GO): pyridoxine biosynthetic process
Molecular function (GO): FMN binding; pyridoxamine phosphate oxidase activity
Source: RefSeq, a predicted model, not a curated record
CGAAAUCAGGAUACUGUAAGAUUCCCGCGCAUUCCAGCCGCGCUAAGUAUAUGACAUCACCCCACUUUCUUCAACAACGACUUCUUGGGGCCCCCGCCAUUUCUCCUCGAAGACUGUGGAAAAUUCGCGCAACUUGCAACAGCACGUGCUACUCUCUCCACGACCUGCAGGUACAGCGCACAGCCGCCUUGUGUGCUUCCCCCACGUGGCAGAUCGAGAUCGACCUCACCGCUAUAUAUGCUCCUAUCCUCAUGCUGAUACGCAGCCCUACCAAGCUUAUACUGCUUGACACAUCGCCUGAAGCUAUACACUUAAGACGCAAAGCUGCUAGAGUCGCACCCUUCACUCAGCCUAAGCCAACCCUUCGAUUCUUCCAUCAGACUCAUCAAGCAAACACCGGCAUGCUCUACUCCUCCAAACCCACCGUCUCCUCCUCCUCCUCCAAGCGCAUCUUCGCGCCCACCGGCGGCUCCAACGACCCCGGCCACGCCGUCCAGUACCAGCGCGGCACGCUCGAAAUCUCUGACCUGCUGCCCAGCCCCACGGAGCAAUUCCACAUAUGGUUCCAGGAAGCGCUAUCCGCGGGCGUCUACCAGCCUGAAACCGUCACCCUGGCGACAGCGAGCCUGCCAGAUGGCAAGCCCAGCGCGCGAAUCGUGUUCAUGAAAGAGCUGGACGAGAGAGGGUUUGUCAUCUACUCGAAUUGGGAAACGAGCCGCAAGGCGAAGGAUGUGGAGUCGAAUCCGCAGGCCGCCCUGUCCUUCUGGUGGCGCGAAGUCGAGCGCCAGGUGCGCGUCGAGGGCACGGUUGAGCGGCUCUCGGCGGAGGAGUCGCAGGUCUACUACGACACGAGGAUCCGGGGGAGUAGGAUUGGCGCGUGGGCGAGCCCGCAGAGCCUGGUGCUGCAGAGUAGGGAGGAGCUGGUGAAGAGGGUCGAGGAGGUGGAGAAGAGGUUUGAGGGCAAGGAUAGAAUUCCUGUGCCGGAGUUUUGGGGCGGGAUUAGGGUGGUGCCUGAGACGGUGGAGCUUUGGCAGGGAAGGGAGAGUAGGCUGCAUGAUCGGUUUAGAUAUAGGAAGGAAGGGGAGGGGUGGGUGAUUGAGAGGUUGAGUCCGUGAUGCGUAGGAAGGCAGAGGCGGGGGAGGAGAAGUGCAUGAUUUAAAAAAGGUCAAGGAACGGAAGGGAAGAAAGGGGUUUAGAUAAAAGAUUGUAGCAUAUCACGCCUGCAUUGGGUGGAUUUAGUGUAUAAUGUCUCGUUGCAUUUUGCGUUCAGAUCAAUAGCGCACUUUUUGAUAUCGUAGAGUGGUUCUUCUGUAUUUCUACUCACUACGCCAUCCUCAACU